Messenger RNA from Miscanthus lutarioriparius, 963 nucleotides. NCBI's taxonomy places the organism in Eukaryota, Viridiplantae, Streptophyta, Magnoliopsida, Poales, Poaceae. The record is from the annotation of a GenBank genome assembly.
AUGGGCACCCUCGUCGGGCACGUCGCGCCGGGCGCGGGCUUCCUCCUCAUCGGCCUGUGGCAGCUGUUCAGCCACAUCCGCCUGUUCUUGCUGCGGCCGAGCUCGUACUCUGCUCCGGUCUGGUUCCCGGCGCCGGGCGUGCGCCACCUUGAGCUCAUACUCAUAAUCAUCGGCUCGGUGAUGUCCAUCCUGAUGGAGCUCGUCAUCGGCCCCGCGAAGCACCAGCCAUUCGACGACGACGGCACCAUCCCAUCCGACCACCUCCACAACUUCGAGCACGCGUCCAUCUCGCUGGCGCUGCUCAUCUUCGCCGCGGUCACCAUCCACAUGGACCGGGUCCGGGCGCCCCUGCGUGACGCGGUGUCCCAGCUCGUCGCCGCCGCGGCGUUCGCGCAGCAGCUGCUCAUCUUCCACCUCCACUCGGCGGACCACAUGGGCGUGGAGGGGCAGUUCCACUGGCUGCUGCAGACGGUCAUCGCCGUCACGCUCGCCACCACGCUGCUCGGGAUCCCCUACCCGCGGAGCCUCGUGGUGAGCCUGGUCCGGUCGGCCAGCCUCGUGUUCCAGGGCAUCUGGUUCGUCGUCAUGGGCGUCAUGCUGUGGACGCCGGCGCUCAUACCCAAGGGCUGCUUCCUCAACUUCGAGGAAGGACACGACGUUGUCCGGUGCCGCACUGACGAGGCGCUCGACCGCGCCAAGUCGCUCGUCAACCUGCAGUUCAGCUGGUACCUCACCGGGACGGUGGUGUUCGUCGUCCUGUUCUACCUCCAGAUGGCGAAGCUCUACCCCGAGGGGCCGCAGUAUUUGCCGCUGGUGAAGGGAGGCAGCGGCGGCGGCGGUGACAGUGAUAGCCGGUUCAGCAUCGGAGAUGAUGAUCGCGACGAUGAGGACGAUGUCGAGGCCGCAAAACGUGGCUUUGGACACGUGGUUAGCGGCACAAAGCCUGUCGAAAUCGAGAGGUGA